AUGAUUAUAGAUCCAGACACAAGGCCACGGUAUGACUCUCCCGCCGAGGAGGAUCAGCCAGUUCAUGUUACAACAUCUUUCAAGCUAGAAUUAAAAGAUCUCGUUAGAAACUCACUCCCCACUCUAGUGACGUUCCUGUUGCAAAGCUCCCUUUUAUUGGUAAUCCCCAUCUAUUUCGCAGGAAAGCAGGGGAAGGAUGUGUUGUCCGCAUCAUCCAUGGCAAUCAACUUGUUCUACAUUAGUGGGCCAGCGCUCGUUUUUGGAUUUUGUACCGCAGAGGAUACACUGUGCUCUACUGCGUUUGGAGCAAAAAGCUAUACCAAAGUCGGUCUCUAUUACCAGAGAAGCAUCCUGAUUUUGCAUAUAAUGUUUAUCCCCAUCGCGUUGCUGUGGAUGACCUCUGGCCCUCUGCUCCGCGUAUUUUCGCCAGAGCUUGCAGAUAUGUGCAUUCCUAUCUUGCGGCUCAUGGUGCUUGCAAUUCCCGCUCUCAUUGUGUUUGAGUGCUCCAAGCGGUACUUGCUAUCCCAGAACAAGUUCAGGGCGCCAACAUUAGUGCUGGCUGGAGCAAUCCCUUUUAGUCUGAUCUUCAAUAUGGCUUUUGAGAGAUUCUACUUGGGACCAGCAUUAUCCUUGGUGCUGACUUACUGGGCUGUUUCUGUGCUGGUGGUCACAUACAUAUACUUUGACGACCGCCAAUGCUGGAACAGCGAUUUGCGUCUAUCGGUUUUGCUGCAGGAUUGGGGUCAGUUCUCUAUUGGCCUUUCAGGAAUCAUCAUGGUUUGUGCUGAAAGUUUUUCCUUCAGAGUCAUCACGCUACUCUCUGCAAAAUUUGGCAGUGUCGAACUGGCCUCGCAGACCGUGGUCACCACCGUCUCGAUCUUUCUCUUCCAGUUCCCGUUUUCCGUUGGCAUUUGCUCCUCCGUUAGGCUCGCUAAUUACAUUGGAGCUCGUUCUCACAACUGCAUUACAGUGGUGAGAGCCGCCACAGUAGCAACAGCUGCCAUCGGACUAAUAAAUUUCAGCAUCAUGUUCUUCUUCCGCGGAUGGCUGCCGCAUAUUUUCACUGACGACGAGGAAGUCAUUGAAUUUACUUCCAAGCUGCUCCGUGGUGUGGCCUUGAACGAGUUCGGCGACGCCGUCAAUGCGAUUUUUUCAUCUCUUUUGAGAGGCCAGGGACGCCAAAACAUAGGCUCGGUAUUGAACCUCACGGCCUAUUACGUGAUUGCCAUUCCUCUGGAGUUAUUGCUGGGCUUCUACUUUGGCUUGGAAGUUGCUGGUUUGUGGGCAGGUCUUCUGCUUGGAGAGCUUUUCUUGUCUGCAGUGGAGAUUUAUUUGGUUUGGUCUACAAAUUGGGACAAGCUAAUGGAAAAAAACAAGAGUAUAGUUACUUAA
Ogataea angusta is the source of this 1392-nucleotide messenger RNA. RefSeq lists its product as uncharacterized. The transcript has a single exon. Gene Ontology annotation, biological process: xenobiotic detoxification by transmembrane export across the plasma membrane. Gene Ontology annotation, cellular component: membrane. Lineage: Eukaryota; Fungi; Ascomycota; Pichiomycetes; Pichiales; Pichiaceae. The record is from RefSeq and is a predicted model, not a curated record. Gene Ontology annotation, molecular function: antiporter activity; xenobiotic transmembrane transporter activity. Bases 1 to 1392 code for a protein of 463 amino acids.